Strongyloides ratti is the source of this 1296-nucleotide messenger RNA. Its product is annotated as Zinc finger, CCHC-type domain-containing protein. The transcript is spliced from 5 exons. The coding region runs from base 1 to 1296 and encodes 431 amino acids. Lineage: Eukaryota; Metazoa; Nematoda; Chromadorea; Rhabditida; Strongyloididae. The record is from RefSeq and is a predicted model, not a curated record. Gene Ontology annotation, molecular function: nucleic acid binding; zinc ion binding.
AUGGUUUAUGGAAGCAUGAUGAUAGAGAAGUUCAAUGGAAGAACUAGUUUUAAAGACUUUAUCCAGUCAUUGGAGUGCCUGUUUACCCUUAAUGAUGUAGAAACUGAUGGAAAGAAAUUGGCUAUGUUAGUAUUUCACUUGGGUCCAGAAGUAAGAGAAGUGGUAGAACAAGCAGAUGAGGAUGAAAGAAAGUCGUACGAAAAUUUGAAGAAUUGGUUGGAAAACAAAUUCAAUGAUAAAAUUUUAGCUUUGAGAGCUAGAGAUGAAGUUAAGUAUUACAAAAUUGAUUAUAGAGACUUUGAGAAGUCUUUGAGAAAGUUAUUGAAACUUAUAAGUACUGGUUUUGCGAGUUUUAAAGGAAAAGAGUUGAUGGAGGUUCAAUUGUCAUGGUUGAUGCAGAAAUUAGAUGGUGCAGUAUAUGAUAGAUUGUAUAACAACUCUUAUAGAUAUACGAACACAGAAGAACUUGUAGAUGAUUUGGUAUAUGCAUAUAGGCAUGCAAAUAAAAGAAAUGGCGGUAAUAGAAGGAAAGACUUUAUACCAAGCGAGAAAAAUGAUGAAAAAUCAACUACAAAAGUUAGUGGGAUGAAUAGUAGAAAAAGACUUUGUUACAUAUGUCAAAGUGAGGAGCAUUUGGCAAAUAAGUGUCCAAAUAAGGUAGUGAAACAAGAAGGGACUAAUUGGAAUGCUAAUUUGGUACAAACCAAAGGAUACCAGAAAAUAGCGGGUCCAACGUAUAGAAUUGAGUUUAUGGUAGGAGAUGAGAAGAUAAAAAUUCAUUGUGAUUCAGGAACACCUAUUUCAGUAAUGACUAGAAAAUGUGCAGAUAAUUUGAAGCUUACUAUUGAGAAAGUUCAAGAUGUAGAUAUGGUUGCUAAAGGAGUGGCAAAUGGAGAGUUGUUAAUUAAAGGAAUAGUGAGCUCAUUUACUCGAGUUAUGAGUUUCAGACUUAAAACUUUUUCAAGAUACAUUUUGCGUCAUAUCUCGAGUUCAAGAAGAGAUACAAAGACGAGACCAAGUGCAAUCAACUCCUCAGAAAAAUGUGAUCUAGAAAAAACACUUUUUUCUAGACCAACUUUUAAAGAGAAAUCGAAUGAAACUAGUCCUAUGAAAAAAUUUCCGCCUUUUGCUGUAUCUCGCUUCAAAAUACAGGGUCCACGUUCAAAUAAUUUUUAUAUCUCUAUUAGUUUUUUAGAUACAAAAAAUGAUGACAAAAGAAUUGGGCGCGCAAAAAUACCAAACGAUGUAUCUCAAGAACAGUUGAAAUUUAGAAAACAUUUUCAACGUAGACCAUAG